This is a messenger RNA of Anopheles coustani, 4003 nucleotides long. RefSeq names its product roundabout homolog 2-like. Gene Ontology annotation, molecular function: protein binding. Gene Ontology annotation, biological process: cell-cell adhesion; axon guidance. NCBI's taxonomy places the organism in Eukaryota, Metazoa, Arthropoda, Insecta, Diptera, Culicidae. The coding region runs from base 1 to 3330 and encodes 1109 amino acids. Gene Ontology annotation, cellular component: plasma membrane; axon. The record is from RefSeq and is a predicted model, not a curated record. The transcript is spliced from 13 exons.
AUGGAGCACAACGGUAACAUGCGAUGGAUGCUUUGGUUCGCGAUAGCGUUGACUGCACUACAUCUAGCAAAUGCUCAAUUCCGCUCGCCGCGAAUAAUCGAAAACCCGAGUGACACAAUCGUCCCGAAAAACGAUCCCGUGACGCUGAACUGCAAGGCCGAGGGCAAACCGCAGCCGGUCAUCCAAUGGUACAAAGACGGCGACGAGGUUAAGCUGGACGCGAACCACGUCCUGCUACCGGCGGGAUCGUUGUUCUUCCUGCGCACCGUCCACAGCAAGAAGGAGCAGGACGACGGGGUCUACUGGUGCGUCGCCAGCAAUCCGGCCGGCAAAGUAUACAGCCGGAAUGCAACACUGCAGGUGGCAACACUUCGAGACGAUUUCCGUGUGGAACCGAAAAACACACGAGUGGCAGCGGGCGAAACUGCCCUGCUGGAAUGCAGUCCACCCCGUGGCAAUCCGGAACCCAGCGUCAGCUGGAAAAAGAACGACGUUUUUCUGGAGCUGGACGAUUAUCGCCCUUCGAAGGAGCUGGCCAGGAUACGGAUCGUUGACAGUGGGAAUCUUCUGAUCAGCGACGUUCGGCCCGCGGACGAAGGGCGUUACCAGUGCAUCGCACAAAAUAUGGUUGGCUCCAGGGAGAGUGGGCUCGCCAAAUUAACUGUGCAGGUCAAACCAUACUUCGUGGCCGAGCCGGUCGAUGCGACGGUGCUCGAGGGCCACCGGGUCCAGUUCCAGUGCGCCGUCGGUGGCGAUCCCGCGCCGCAGAUACUUUGGAUCAAACAGAACGGCCACAUACCGGUCGGGCGGGCCGAAAUUUCCGAGGAGGACAAGAGUCUCAUCAUCCGCAACGUGACCGCAGACGACCACGGGCAGUACAUCUGCGAGGCACGAAACUCCGUCGGUGUCAUCAGUGCCCGCGCCAGCCUCACCGUCAACACUCCACCCGUGUUCACCGUCCGACCACAGGAUCAGAAAGUCGUCGUCAACAGUGUCGUGACGUUCAAGUGUUCGGCUGCCGGUAGCCCGCUGCCGUCGGUGUUCUGGACGCGCGAGGGCUCGCAGACGCUAAUGUUCCCGAACAACAGCUACGGCAAUAUGGCCGUAACUGGGCAGGGCUCGCUGCAAAUCCACGGUGUGCAGCGCGAGGACGACGGUUACUUUGUCUGCUCCGCACUCAGCGUGGCGGGAUCGGUUACGAGUCGAGUUUAUUUGCAGGUUACUUCACCGAUUGACAGUAUUCCGCCACCGGUGCUUCAGCAAGUUCCAUCGAAUCAAAGCCUACCGGCGGGUACCAAGGCAACUCUUCCCUGCCGAACUACCCCAUCGGAUACUACGACAGUGCCAAAAUGGGAACGUGACGGAAGCACCCUUCAGACUGGAUUGGGAAAGCGUUAUAAACUUUUACCCGGCGGAACACUGAGGAUAGAUGACUUGCAAACUGAGGACAGCGGCUGGUAUAAAUGCAUGGUAAAGCUGGAUGACCAUGAGUACUCUUGGUCAGCGUUUUUAAACGUUGAUAACAAUCUACCGCCGCAAUCGCAACAGCUAUUCAAUCCGGAGCUCUUACCCUCGGCCCCCGGUCAACCGAAAGCGGCCAACAUCACCAACACAAACGUGACGCUCAUAUGGGCCCGCGGGCAGGACAAGCUGCGUACGAAUGCGAUCGCCAGCUACACGAUCGAGUAUCACAGCACGGAGGAUCGUGAGGUAGACGCCGGUUGGAAGAUCGCAUUGCGGCAGAUUGCCGGCAACACGGCCACGGUGACCGGCCUGUCGCCGGAAACCGGAUACAUCUUCUCGGUGCGUGCGGAAAACGGUAUGGGCUUCUCGGCGCCCUCGCCCGUCUCGACACUGAUCCGCACGCUAUCGUCGGACGAUCGGGUCACCAUUCCGGAGGAGAUGGAAACGGCGCGGAUGGUGCUGAGUGGAAAGAUUUUGGAACUGAUCGAUAUCAUCGCACUCACGUCGACGUCGGUGCGGCUCGAGUGGCAGCUGCAGAUUGGCGGCUCGGAGGAGUACAUCGAAGGGUUCUACGUGCGCUACCGCGAUCUGGACAGCGACGUCCAGCGGUACAGCAUGCUGCCGAUACCGAACAGCGAGACCGAGAGCCACAUCAUAACGAACCUCAACAAGUACACCCGGUACGAGUUCUUCCUGACGCCGUACUUCAAAAAUCUGGAAGGGCAGCCGAGCAACGCGCGGAUCGUACGCACGCUCGAGGACAUGCCGACGGGGCCGCCGACGAGCAUUCAGGCCGGCAUGUUGAACCUAACGGCCGGCUGGGUGCGAUGGAGUGCGCCGCUUCGCGAGCACCAGCACGGGGCAGUAGUCGGGUACAAGAUCCAGGUGAAGUCGGGUAACAACGCCUCGAAGCUGCUGGCCCAGAUGACGCUGAACGCGACGACCACCUCGGUGAUGCUGAACAACCUGACGACCGGCGCGAGCUACACGAUUCGCGUGGCCAUGUUCAACCGGCUCGGCAUGGGCCCGUUCUCCAAGCCGCUCUUCCUCGUUAUGGACCCGUCGUUCGUGAUCGUGCCGCAGGGCGUGCACAACAGCAACCAUCAUUUCGGCGACUACGACCUGAGCGACCGGCGGCAUCCACAGCAUCCGCAGCACGGUCAAAGCUUCCUGCACGAGACGUGGUUUAUGAUCUUUGUCGUGUUUACGCUGUUGGUCGUACUCAUCGUAACUAUCGUUGCGGGGGUGAUGAUCUUCCGGCGCCGGCAAAGCCUCGGCAAACCGGUCGUUACCGUGCCGACACUCGGUGCCCGCCGGGGGGACAUAGCGAGCCUCAGCAUGUCGCGCAAGGACGGUAUCUGGAUCGAUCGUGGCUGGCGGACGUGCGAUACGGACAAAGACUCCGGUCUCAGCUCGAUCAAGCUGUUGGAGGGCACCCAGACGCAUCACACGUAUCCUCUGCCGGACGGCGGUACCGACUACGCGGAGGUAGAUCCUCGCGGUCUGACAUCUUUCUACAAUCGAAAGUCCCCGGAAAGCCCGACGCCGUACGCAACCACGAUGAUCAUCAAUGGUAUACCGCGCAGCGAAAACGGCGAUCUCGGCUAUCAGGGUCACGAUACCUUCUCAUCUACAUCAUCCAGCUUCCGAUCAUUCUACGGCUAUCCAAGGCCACCGAACGCUAACAAUGUUCCACCGAACUGGGUCGACUAUCUUCCGCCACCGCCGGAGCAUCCUCCCCCGGUACCGCAGCCGCUGGAUAUCAAUCAUCAUCUCAGCCACGUCUACCCGUCCGAGCUGGUUGGGACGCUGAACAGUUCGCAAACCUCGAGCUACUGUUCCCGCCGGACCAGCGGGUACAAGUGAGAUCCGGUGCCACGCUUUGGCUGGUAGGCAGUACCAAUACCACCAAAACAAACCAACUAACGAACAAAAAUGCAAAACAAAUACGAAACCACACCACACCUCAGGACGACGCGAUCGCUGUCACCAACCGAACGUGUUUCGGACGGUGGCACGCUGACGCGAUCGAGUCCACACUCGGGCGCCACCUCUCGCCAUAUCACGGUGGCCCCGCCGUACAGUAGUGGGUACGGCGGGCCUGGGGCACAUCCAAUCAUGGCCGUCCUGGCGAUGACACCGUUCAGAUAUAGGAAGACGCAAAAGUGUUCAAUUUUUGUGGACGGUUUCACCCCGGGCGCGUUCCCGUGUCCCAGACGACCGACGAUAGAAGAUCCUCAUGGGAUUUAUCGUUCAAUGUAGAACUUCUCCGGAUUGGUGUAUUCCCGUCCGAACGGGAAUUUAUCCUUCGAAGAAGGUAGUGCAACUGGCUCUUAUCAAUUCUGGCCACGACGACGACCUCUGGUGGACAAAGAUUUCGGAGUCAAGCCGCCAAAAGAAACUGCUUCGACGUGGAAGAGAUAUCAGUGAACAAAAUAAGUUUAUCACAUCCCGCGAGACGCUAAUGUAGACGUGUAUCCGGACACGACUUCGUAGUUUUUAGAUGGUAGUGAUGAAUAUAAAUUAUAUUUUUUCUAUG